This is a messenger RNA of Camellia sinensis, 1257 nucleotides long. The record is from RefSeq and is a predicted model, not a curated record. Lineage: Eukaryota; Viridiplantae; Streptophyta; Magnoliopsida; Ericales; Theaceae.
AUGGACUGGAAUCUGAAAGGAGAUAGGAACACCAGGUUUUUCCAUGUCAUGGCCACUAGUAGGCAAACCAGAAACACUAUCAACUCCAUCACAGUUGGGGGUGUGAUUCUUGAGGACCCAACUUCUGUCAAGAAUGAAGUUUGGCUUCAUUUUUCAAACCUAUUCAAAGAUGAUUGGAAAAUGAGGCCAACUCUGAAAGGUGAAUUCAAAAGUAGUAGACUUAGUACCCACUUUUAUGUUCUUGAAGCAAAUUUUUUUGAAGAAGAAAUUUGGGCUGCAGUACUUAAAGGUGAAAUCCUCAAAUUUAUGCAAGAGUUUCAUGCCAGUGGCAGUUUAAUCCCAGGUUUGAAUAGCUCAUUCAUUACUCUUGUCUCUAAGAAGGAGAACACUUUAUCACUAAAUGAAUUCAGACCUAUUAGUCUGAUUGGUUCUGUCUACAAAAUUCUUUCCAAAGUCCUAACAAAUAGAUUGAAGUCAGUUAUGCCUUUGAUAAUUGGUGAUUCACAAUCUGCUUUUCUAGGAGGUAGAAACAUCUUGGAUGGUGUUUUGAUUGCAAAUGAAGUCAUGGACAGCUGGGAGUGUGUCUCUACUACUAGAAUUUCAAUCAUUGUUAAUGGAUGUCCAACAAAAGAGUUUAAUCUCCAAAAAAGGCUUAGGCAAGACGAUUCCCUUUUAUUCUGUGAAGGUGAGAUAUCAGAGGUGCUAAAUCUAAAAAGAAUUCUUAGAUGCUUUGAAGUGGCUUCAGGGCUUAAAAUUAACUUCCACAAAAGUGUGAUUUGUGGGAUUGGCAUCUCCGGAUCUGCCCUUGCUGAGUUUGCUUGCCUCUUGAACUAUAAGUCUCAAAAUUUAUCAAUCAAGUAUUUAGGACUACCCUUGGAUGCAAACCCUAAAAGAAUGAAAACUUGGAAACCAGUAGUUGAUAAGGUAAAACUAAGGCUAGCCGGGUGGAAAAGGAAGCUACUAUCUUUUGCAGGUAGAUUAACCUUGGUGAAAGCAGUGUUAUCAAGUAUACCUGUGUACUACUUGUCAUUAUUUAAGUUACCUGAGGGAAUUGCCAAGGAGUUAGACAAAAUUCAAGCCUCAUUCUUAUGGGGUGGGCCAGAUCUGAAGCGCAAAAUUCAUUUAGUGAAAUGGUCAGAGAUUACUAAGAGCAUAAAGCAAGGUAGUUUGGGUGUUAGAAGAAUUAGAGACGUGAAUGUGUGUCUACUCCCAAAAUGGUGGUGGAGAUUUGCUUCUGAACCUGUGUCACUUUGGUAG